Penicillium concentricum is the source of this 1293-nucleotide messenger RNA. RefSeq lists its product as uncharacterized. Lineage: Eukaryota; Fungi; Ascomycota; Eurotiomycetes; Eurotiales; Aspergillaceae. The record is from RefSeq and is a predicted model, not a curated record. Gene Ontology annotation, molecular function: hydrolase activity, acting on carbon-nitrogen (but not peptide) bonds. The coding region runs from base 1 to 1293 and encodes 430 amino acids. The transcript is spliced from 4 exons.
AUGUGUAUUAGCGUGGCAAUUGGGCCAAAUUUGGAUGUACCGUCUGGAGGGGACCUCACUGUCAUUGAUGCCGACAACGAUAUCGUCGUGCCAGGCUUCGUGAACGGGCACCAUCACCUGUGGCAGCAACUCAUCCGAGGUGUAGCCACGGACUGGUCUCUCUUCGAUUACCUCGUGAAAAUCCGCAGCCUCUACGUUAGUGUCUACACUGCCGAGGAUGUCGAGCUCGCCUAUUACACCGGCGCGAUGGAUCUACUGAGCAACGGUGUCACCUGCAUGCUCGAGCACAGCCACACCAUUAACUCUGCCGAGCAUGCCGACGCCGCCAUUCGUGGUCUGAAAAGAGCUGGAAUUUGGGGUUGUUUCUGCUACGGCUUCUAUGAGAACCCGCCCAUCGACGGCUGUCACGUCCCUGGUGUGGACCUGGAGAAAUUCGACCACACGCAGCGCGUGUGCGACGCGCGACGUGUGCGCACAACAAUGAUCCCGCUGAAGAUCUCCCCACUUUCGGGAUCGCACCGACGGAGCCCGAGAGGUGGUACAGCAUCUCGCGAACAAAGACAUCCUGGGUCCAUAUCUGUCUUUUCCCACGGCGCAUCGCUCACCGACAGCGAACUGAACUCCAUCCGCUCCGCCAGCGCGGGUCUCGUCGGCACCCCUAACACAGAGUUGCAGAUGGGCAUGGGCUUUCCCGCCGUGUUUGGUGCCGCCGACAAGGGUUGCAAGGCAUGCUUAGGCCUCGACAUCACGUUAAACCAGGGUAGUAAUUUCAUGGCACAGAUGAGGCUGGCACUUCAGGCCCAGAGGGCUGUCGAUAAUCAGGCCGCCUUUCCACUCGCCAUCAAAAGGAAGACGACCGAGGUUCUGCGAAUGGGUACCCUUGGCGGCGCCGAAGUCAUGGGACUUGAACACUUGGUCGGCUCGGUCGUGGUUGGUAAGAGAGCCGACCUCGUCGUCUUCCGGUACGACGACAUAAGCACCGUCCCAGUCUAUGACCCAACGGCUAAGGUGGUCUUCCACGCAUCAAGCUCCAACAUAGACACUGUUAUCGUCAACGGGAGGACUGUGAAGAAGGAUGGCUGUCUUGUUGGAGUCGACUGGCCGUCAUACGAGCGCGGCAACAACUCCGCAAGAUCCGGCCCAGCCGAUCAAGCUCGUGCCUUCUCCCUCACUUACCUAUACCAUCUCUGCGCUGUCUAUUUGCACUCCUGUAUGAUGCCCGUCCUAUUCUGCAGUCGACAGAUCCCCUUCAUCUCACAGGCCAUGAUUCGACUUGCCGCUGAGCAGGCAUAG